AUGUCUCAACCGAACGACUACACAGUCGGUUGGAUAUGCGCCGUCAGUACGGAAUACGUUGCCGCACAAGCUUUUCUCGACGAGGAACACGAAGGACCAGAACAUGUGUCGCCCAAUGACAACAAUGAUUAUACACUGGGCAAAAUAGGGAAACACAAUGCCGUCAUCGCUGUCUUGCCCGAUGGGGAGUAUGGCACAUCCCGCGCUGCCAGUGUCGCGAGCGAUAUGAUGCACAGCUUUCCUAAUGUCAGAAUUGGUCUGAUGGUCGGCAUUGGCGGUGGUGCGCCAAGUCGAAAGCAUGAUAUCCGUCUGGGCGACAUCGUGGUCAGCGCUCCUCGAGAUGGGAAGAGUGGCGUGCUCCAGUACGACUUUGGCAAAACUAUUCAAAAUCGGAGCUUCCAACGAACAGGCGUCUUGAACCAACCACCUGCAGUCCUACGGGCGGCAGUGAAUGGACUCAAGGCACAGUACGAGAGGAAAGGCCAUGGUCUCGAAGAGAAGAUAAACGACAUUGCCCAAAAGAACCAAAGACUGCAGAAGAAGUACAGCCGGCCAGACCCAAGUAGUGACAGGCUGUAUCAGUCUGGAUUCGUGCAUCCUGUAGAUGACGACUCAAGCUGCGCGGCAGCCUGUGGUACUGAGUUAUCCAAGCUGAUACUGCGAUCCGAACGGACUCAAGUCGAGGAUAAUCCGGCAAUCCAUUACGGCGUUAUUGCCUCGGGAAACCAGCUGAUGAAGGAUGCUUCGGUCAGGGAUAAGCUUGCCGCAGAAGAAGACAUUCUAUGCUUUGAAAUGGAAGCGGCGGGGCUGAUGAACCACUUUCCUUGCCUAGUUAUCCGCGGUAUUUGCGACUACUCGGAUUCCCACAAGAACAAGGAGUGGCAGGGCUAUGCAGCGAUGGUGGCUGCUGCAUAUGCGAAGGAUCUUCUCUGCCGAAUAGCUCCAAAUAGGGUUGAAGCUGAAAAGAAGUUCGGCGAUAUUCUAUCUGAUCUCCAUAAAGUCGCAGAGGAGCACCGGGACGUUGCAAAAGAGCACCGUCAAAUUGCAAAAGAGCAUCUCCAAGCCCAGAAAGAUCUAGCAAAGAAAAGGCUGUCUAAAGACGAACAAAAGUGUCACCAGCUGUUCCGCCUCACAACCGGCAGCAGGGACGCCACAUACGAGUGGUAUAAAGACCGAGUGGAAGAAAGGGUUGAAGACACAUGCAUGUGGUUCCUCAAGCAUGAGCACUUCCAGAUGUGGUUGGACCAGGAGUCUGGCCCCCUACUAGUCUCGGCGGAUCCUGGCUGUGGAAAGUCGGUGCUGGCCAAGUACCUGAUCGACCACGGCCUGCUACGAUCGACAACCAUCUGCUACUUCUUCUUUAAAGACCAAGACCAGAACACCGUCCGGCAAGCACUUUGCGCACUGCUACACCAGCUCUUCUCUCAGAAGCCGUCUCUGAUCGAACACGCCAUGACACAAUUCCGCAAGGAUGGGCAAGGCAUGAUCAACUCUACAGAAUCGCUCUGGAAGGUUCUGCGAAACGCUAUAAAAGAUCCUCAGGCAGGACCUGUAAUCAUGGUCCUUGAUGCCCUGGAUGAAUGUGCUGAAUCAGAGUUUGCGGACCUGAUGCGGAAUGUGGAGAGCCAAUUCCGCAGUGACCAUUUGCGCCAUGGCAAGUUGAAGUAUCUUCUAACCUGCCGCCCGUAUGAACAGGUCGUGUCCAAGUUCCGCGGCCUAUUGGACGCUUUUCCAAAUAUCCGUAUACCUGGAGAGGAAGAGUCAGAAACGAUCAGCCAGGAGGUGAAUCAUGUCAUUACGCACCGGAUCAAUCAGCUGUCGAUGAAAAAGCGCCUCUCACGUCAAAUCAAGAGCCACCUGGAGAAAAGACUACAGGAGACUACCCACCGCACUUAUCUCUGGGUAUACCUUGUGUUCGACUACUUGGAGAAGGAAAACUUUAAAAAGACACCAAAGGGGGUCGAGUCCAUCAUUGCAAUACUUCCAAGGAGUGUCAAUGAGGCAUAUGAGCAAAUUCUUAAUAAGUCUAAGCAAGAUCCGAUGGUUCGGAAAGCCUUGAGUAUCGUGUUGGCCGAGAGUCGGCCAUUAACCCUCUCGGAAAUGAACAUUGCCGUGAAUAUAGACUACACAUCACAGUCUAUCCACGACCUCGACUUGGAGGAUGACGAGGACUUCAAGACGCGUCUCAGAUCUUGGUGUGGAUUGUUCGUCUCAAUCCAUCAAGGCAGUAUUUAUUUCCUUCACCAAACAGCUCGCGAGUUUCUCCUCGCAGAUUUGGCAUCGCCCACAACUGUUUCGUCAGAGCUGCACUGGCAUCACUAUAUCACUACCCAAGACGCACACGCCGUUCUUGCGGAACUCUGCGUGCUCUAUCUGAACUUCCUCAACUCCAACGUUAGUCUACCGACAGAUGCGAAUGGGGAAGCCGGCCACUCUUUCGAUAGACACGCCUUCUUAGAUUACUCGGCCCAAACUUGGGGCGCUCACUUCCGUGAGGCUGAUAUCAUCGAUGACGCUGCUAUUAUACCUUUCGUUCUGAGAAUUUGUGAUUCGGAUUCGAAGAGCUACUCGGUGUGGUUUAGAAUCUGUUGGGAGACUACACAUAUGAGGACUCCCGAGUAUUUUACGGAUCUCAUGGUAGCGUCGUACUAUGGCCAUCGUGUCGUCGUCAAGCUACUUCUCGAAAAGGGCGCGGAGAUCGAGGCGAAAGACAGCGGGCAUGGUCGGACGCCACUAUCGUGGGCCGCCGAGAAUGGGCACGAGGCCAUCGUCAAGCUGCUGCUCGAGAAGGGCGCUGACGUUGAGGCCAAGGACGAAGAUGGGAUGACGCCGCUAUGGCGGGCCGCCACUUAUGGGCACGAGGCCAUCUUCAAGCUGCUGCUCGAGAAGGGCGCCGACGUCGAGGCGAAAAAUAGCAGGUAUGGUCAGACGCCGCUAUCGUGGGCCGCCGAGAAGGGG
Molecule: messenger RNA, 2958 nt
Organism: Ilyonectria robusta
Lineage: Eukaryota; Fungi; Ascomycota; Sordariomycetes; Hypocreales; Nectriaceae
Exons: 2
Biological process (GO): nucleoside metabolic process
Molecular function (GO): catalytic activity; protein binding
Source: RefSeq, a predicted model, not a curated record